Molecule: messenger RNA, 1370 nt
Organism: Anopheles gambiae (African malaria mosquito)
Lineage: Eukaryota; Metazoa; Arthropoda; Insecta; Diptera; Culicidae
Product: zinc finger protein 624
Exons: 2
Coding region: 119-1345 (408 amino acids)
Biological process (GO): regulation of DNA-templated transcription
Cellular component (GO): nucleus
Molecular function (GO): zinc ion binding; DNA-binding transcription factor activity, RNA polymerase II-specific; RNA polymerase II cis-regulatory region sequence-specific DNA binding
Source: RefSeq, a predicted model, not a curated record
AGACGAACAAAUCGCUUCGUAAAAACCCAACGCAAAUAACCGAACCAGUGCAAUUAAUUUUUGUUAAUAAACGUACACUAACAAUGUUACCAAUUCAAGUUUCGAAAGUUAUCUGAAAAUGAACAUUUCCAUGUUAGAAACGAUCAUAAACAGUGCAUCUGCAUCGGUGUGUAGGCUAUGCCUCAGUUACGACGCUUCUGAAUACGUUUCCCUUGAUGCACAUGAAUCUGACUCGCUCGUGGCAAUUAUCAACAAAUGUACCGGAAUAAAGGUUCGAGGAAAGACAAACAACGUCGCAAACAAAAUAUGCAACGAUUGCCGGAAUGAUGUAGUCAAAUUUAACCAACUGCGAGAAAGGUGUUUGGCAUCGAAUAAAAUUCUGCUCGAUCUAUAUAGGAAAAGAAAUAGACUAACACCCAGGUUGUUAUCUAGCAUACCGUCCUUAGCAAAGGAAAACUAUGGCGAGCGCGAACAGCAAGAAAUAUUCACCCCAACAGAAACAAAUUCUAAUAUUAACGUUCAAUCAACGUACAUCGAAGCGAUCGUUCCCGAAACAGAUGAAAUGCUUAGCACGGAUUCAUACAAUCAAGUAGACCUUGGACCCAAAGACAAUCGAGAGGAUGAUGUACCAAAACUGGUAUGCUGUGGUUGUAAUCCUUCGCCAGAGUUCAGCACCACAGCAGAACUAACAGCCCAUGGUGAUAAGCAUCACAAAAAGUACCGUGUCUCCGAUGGUUCAAUUCGACCCUUCGAAUGCAACAUUUGUUUUGAACGGUUUUUAACACCAUCGUUGCUGAAACACCAUCAAACACGUCCCUACCGGAAACGGUCACACAUUUGCAGGUCCUGUGGGUCGGCUUAUUUCACGAACUCUGCCUUGAACCGGCACGAAAAGGUGUGCACUGUAGUUGAUAAGAACUAUACCUGCGAACAGUGCGGUAAACGGUUUCGCCAAAUCAUUACGCUGAAAAACCACCGCAAACUGCAUCAAGCGGAGAAAGCAUUCGCAUGUCCCGUGUGUGGCAAAACGUUUAAGCAAAAGUUUGAAAUCACCAUCCACAUGGUAACACACACCGGGGAACAGCCUUAUCCUUGUGAUCAGUGUCCGGCUAGGUUCAAGCGGAAACAAGCACUGAAAAAUCACCAAAAUCGCCAUCGGAAUCCGCGUCCAUUCAAAUGUGGAUCAUGCGAUGAAUGGUUCGGUAAUCCAACGGCUCGCAAAUUUCAUCGACUUACUGUACACGAAGGGCUUGAUCCGUUCCGAUGCGACCAGUGCGGUGUGAGCUAUGGGCGCAGGUUACGACUUACGCAGCACAUGAAGAAAGUGCAUGGAGAAGUGGGCUAAUAAAUCAUUCAUUUUUGGAGAGAUA